Messenger RNA from Corticium candelabrum, 1884 nucleotides. RefSeq lists its product as uncharacterized. The record is from RefSeq and is a predicted model, not a curated record. Bases 14 to 1621 code for a protein of 535 amino acids. Lineage: Eukaryota; Metazoa; Porifera; Homoscleromorpha; Homosclerophorida; Plakinidae. The transcript has a single exon.
UCUCGAUGACAGCAUGAUUCUAGGGCCAAAAGAGGAAGUGAUCAAUUGUUACAACAAUUUGAAAGUUCAACUAUCUAAAAUUGGAUUAGAAUUGAGAGAGGAUAAAUGUGAAGCUUUCUCACCAAUCGGUAUCCAUGACUGGCCUCUGAACAUUCCUGUACAAAAGAACGGCUUUGUUGUCUUAGGAACUCCUAUUGGAUCCCUGUCUUUUGUUAAAGAUCGGUGCAUGAAGCAAGUCAACACUGCCAAAACCUUCCUAUCAAAACUUCCUUAUAUUGACGAUACACAAUCCGCAAUGCUAAUCCUUCGUUACUGUGGAAUUCCAAAGAUUUCACACUUACUUCGAUGUGUUCCUCCAACGGUUACUGCUGAGGCUACGAGAGAGUUUGACGUAGCAAUCAUAAAUACUUUUGAGGCCAUCAUCGGCUGUAAGCUAUCUGAGCAACAAAGGGUACAACUCUCCUUUCGAUUCAGUCAAGGUGGAUUCGGUUUAUCUCAAAUGAGUGUUACUGCUCCAUGUGCUUUCUUGGGAGCUUGGGCGAGCACUCUACACCAGCUUCCUUUGAGAGUGCCCUCUUUAGCCUCUUUCUGUGAUACAGUCAUUACUCCAGCUAGGAUUUGUGAUGAUAGGGCUCCUUCAGUCUAUUCAAUCGCCGACCACCUGAUCGAUUCACUUCAGGAAAUAAAACUUUUUCACACUGAUAGACAAUCUUUGAUCUCUUCAUUGGCAGACUUGCCUAAUCAACCCUUCAAACUACAAUCCAGAUUGUACUCUCGCCACCUUGACACUCAAUUUCAGACCUUCCUGAAAGGCUGUUCAUCUGAAUAUGAUAAGGCAAGAGUCAUUAGCUGCGGUGGGCCUAUUGCUGGGAGCUGGCUGGACGUUAUACCAAAUACGCAGGAAUUCACUAUGAGUAACAUGGAUUUCCGUGUUGCUUCUUUGUUGCGACUUGGUGCUCCUCUGCCAGAAUUGCAAGCGUUAGACAACUGCAUUCCUCAAUGUAAACAACCUCUUGACAGUAGUGGCUACCACAUACUAACGUGUAAAUGGGGAGGGGGAAUCAUUCGACGCCAUGAUCACAUUGCAGAUUGUUUAUACAAAAUGCUUACCUCUGUUGGAUAUCGAUGCAGAAAGGAGUUGCCAGAUCAAUUCGAUGGAAAACAAAGACCAGAUGUUGCUGUCUAUGACUAUAAAGAUGGAAAAAAACUUCUACUUGACGUUACCAUUGCUCAUCCUGCAGCUAGGAAGUACAUCUCUAAAAGUCAUUCAGUAGCAGGCUUUGCUGCUACAGAGAGAGAAAAGCAAAAGAACACAAAGUAUCUUUCUAAAUCUAGAGAGUUGGGGUAUCUUUUCAAACCGUUUGCAAUGGAAGUAUUUGGCCGAUGGAGUGAUUCAGCCCAAAAUUUUUUAUCGGAAACAUCAAAGUUCGCAGCUUCAUCUUUACAAAUAUCCAGCGCUGAGUUCCUCCACAUGUGGCGCCGACGCUUUGCCACGUGUCUUCAAAAAGAAAACGUUUCCAUCAUGUCAGAAAAGAUGAAAUCGCUUGUCCCAAAGACCACUGUGGAUGCCAACUUUCGUCAGAAGCAGCCUGUCAGAUGCUUUGGACUUGACUUUAGUUAAUUAAAGUAAUUACCAUAGUGCAUGCUUAGUUAGAAUCUUAUGUAGUUCGUAAUCUAUGUAGAGUUCUUCUUUAGUCAUAGUUUCGUUUUAGUUCAGUUGAACUGUUUUCAGCUCCUCCUAUAGCUUGUUGAAAUUGUCUGCUGUAUUUUGUUGAUGUUGAAUUAUCUAAAUAGAGAGAGGGAGAGAGAGGGAGAGAGAGGGAGAGAGAGAGCGAGCGAGCGAGCGAGCGAGCAAAGAUUGUCACCAAUUAGGCAAACUAUAGG